This is a messenger RNA of Frankliniella occidentalis (western flower thrips), 1545 nucleotides long. RefSeq lists its product as uncharacterized. The transcript has 4 exons. The coding region runs from base 95 to 589 and encodes 164 amino acids. The record is from RefSeq and is a predicted model, not a curated record. Lineage: Eukaryota; Metazoa; Arthropoda; Insecta; Thysanoptera; Thripidae.
AACGCUGGAGUCGCUCGCCUGGUUCAGGCGGGCCCUGCGGCUGGACGCGCGCUACGCCCGCGCCUUCCUGGGAUCGCUGCGGGCGCUGCGGGCGAUGGGGCAGCGCGGCCGGCUCCACCAGGUCACGCUCAGGUGGAUGUCCCUGGUCGGGUCGCGGCCGGCGCGCCUCUACCCGGCCGAGCUGCCCGCCUCCCGUCACUGGGGCAUCAUCCUCGAGUCCGUCACCGUCUCCCUCAAGCCCCACCACCACCUCCACCAGCCGGCCUGUGGCUUUGGCGCCCCGUGCGCGCUUCCGGGACUCGGCGCCCCGCUGGAGGACAGGGACUCAAACAAGUCACGGGGUCAGACACGCAGCCCGCACGGAGCCAGCAGGGCCGCAUGCGCCACCAGGAUGGACGGUUCGUGCUCGGCCAGCCAUGGCGGUGCCCACGCCGGCGGCAGCGCCAAGGGGAAGAAGAAGAGCACCAAGAAGCAGCAGCCGCCCGCGCCUGGCGCGCCCAGCGCCCCCGCGCCCGCACUGGUGGUCGGCAACAUCCUGGACACUUGGCACAGCGCCUGUCACUCGAUCGGUCAGGCCUGCCUGCACUAGCCCCGGCCCCCGCAUGACGCUGGCCCGACCCAUGUGCCAAAAAACGAAUCCCGACGUCGGUGGCUCCGAGCGUUUAGAAGCACUCAUCAGAUUGUUAGAGCGAAUGACUGUAUUCGAGUGUAUUUUUGUAAAACUGGUACCUAGUUGAGCUGAGACUGUGUCUCGCUCCCCCGUACAGAGCUCUUCGCUCUGUGCAUGAAUUUUCGCUUAGACAAAAUAUAAAAGUGAUUUGCUGUAUUUUUCGGGGGGCAAAAAUUUUAAAAGAUUGGCUUACUAUUUUUUCACGCUACCUUUUAGAAAUUGAGUAGUGUUGCAUAAUUUUAGAGUUAGCAAUGAUAUUUUGAGGGAUCAACGAUGAACUACAUUGUCGUUAGUUCUAUGAAAAAGUUGAGCUCUCUCAAAAGUUUUACUAAAUAACGAGCCAUAUGAAAAGUGUGAUGGGCCAAAUAAUUUGAUGAUAGACUGAUGUACAGAGAUUAUUGAAAAGAAUAUUAUAUUCUAUUAUUUUAUCAGCAAACACACCUACCCUAAGCUCAUCCCGACUAGUGACAUAGGCCAUGAUUGUUAAAUACAAGAGCUGUAAACUUUUCAAAAGAGUGUGAUAUAAAAACUUCCUUGUAUUUUAGUGUAUAUAGUUUUCUUGGAACGCGACUGUACAUAUUAUAUAGUGUUAAGAUAUAAAACAUGUGCAAGCGUGAAUUAAACUCAUAGGAUAAACUAUUGCCAAUUUAAUGAAUGUAAUGUCUAAAAUCUCAACAGAAAAACAUCCUCAACAUCAAAUGGAUUUUGUGUAAUCUAAUGAACAUCAUAGAUAACUGACUUUUAGGUAGAACAAACGAGUUUGGUUCAUUUAGCACAAAUUUAGUUUUAAUGCAAAAUGUAUACUUUGUACAUAGCGACAAAUAUAAAUUAGGAAUGUAAACAUUUGUAUAAUUAAAUUGAAGUUUUCAAAGCAG